AUGGACCGUAUUUACAACUUGAGAAAAUCCAACUCAAAACUCUGCUUUUAAGUUGAUUCUUAUUUUGAUGAUGAAGCUGAAUCAUUAAAGAAUUCAUAGGACAGCGAAGAAUUUAAAUUAAAAAAUAGAAGCAAAUCUUCUAUGAGUAACUCGAAACUACAGAGCUGUCUUAAUUCUCACUAAAGCAGAAGAAAUUACCAAGCUAGAAGUCUUUAAGAAGAUUAGAGGACAAGCUGCCAGAGCACAAGCUUCCCAUCUGAGGAUAUAUCUAAUCCUAGUAUGGCAUCCAUCAAUAAUAAUAAUAAUAAUACAACUGAAAGUAAAAAAAGCAAGAAAUCCAUGAAGAUCUAAGAUAAAUCAGUGGCUUCUCUCUAAAAAUGUCUUAUGAAACACCUUGAAAGAAAUUCCGCUGCAUAAGAACUAUUAGAACACUCUAAAUUUUUCAGCUUGCCCUAGAUUAAUUUACCAGUAAAUUGUUCUUACUUACAAAAGCAAGCAACAAAUCCCAUUUAAGAAAACAAUUUAAUAUCAAUUUUCUCUUCCUUAAAUGAGACUCACUCUCCUCUCUACGCAACAUCUAAUAAAAAUCAAUAAAUUGUGACACUGGCUUUGCGCUAAAACCUGUCUUUUGACUAUCUAUAAAAUUGUCCCAACUACUUCACAUCAUAAACCAGCCCUCAAGUCUUGAAAAAAAUAAUAGGAUUUAAGGAUUUUUCCAAUUCAAUUUAAAUGAAAAACUCUUAAAUAUUUUCUUAGAAGGAUUAAUCCAGCUGCUUGAAGGAAGCAAGUAGCAGUGAUAAAUAAGCAAAUAUUUAAUAGAAGGCUUCAAUAAAUUCAAGGAAGAAAAACAAGGUUUAGUCUAAAUACUCCUAAUCACAGUCAAUUUUGCAAUUGGCAGAGAAUAACAAAUAAAACAGCUUCAUUAUCGUCGAAAACAUAAAAUACCAGUCUUAAGACGACAACUCUGAAAACAAAUAAAUUCAUAUUCACAUAAGUCACUGCUUGCUCAAGUAGUUAGGUUGGGAUAUCUAAGAAUUUGUCGAUCAAGUUUCCUUUUCUGGUCUUCCAGAAAUUGCUUGCACCAAGAAUUAUGAGAGCCUUAUUCACUCAUUGAUGUCACUUUUAACAGAAAAUACAGAACAAUCUUCAUUGUGCGAGAAAUCAGUGGAUACAAAUGAUACCAGUAAUUUCAACUCAGAUAAAGAAACUUUCAAUGCAGAAAUGAGCUUAAUCAGUUGCAAAGGAGAGGCAAUUGCACAACAAUGCGAAGUAUAAAUGUGCGAAAACGGAUCACUUUUCUUUAAAUUUGCAAGACUAGAAGAAUAGCAAGAAGAUAAAUUAAAAAUGUCAAUUAAGCCAAUCAACUAGAAAAGGUAUCUCUCUAAAACUGAAAUAGAUUAUCUCGCUACUCACUUUUUCAAGGAGGAGUCUCUUGGAUACGACGUUAAAAAGGUUUGUAAAUAUAAGGCAAUUUGA
Tetrahymena thermophila SB210 is the source of this 1476-nucleotide messenger RNA. RefSeq lists its product as hypothetical. The record is from RefSeq and is a predicted model, not a curated record. Lineage: Eukaryota; Ciliophora; Oligohymenophorea; Hymenostomatida; Tetrahymenidae. The transcript is spliced from 6 exons.